This is a messenger RNA of Mya arenaria, 651 nucleotides long. RefSeq lists its product as uncharacterized. Bases 1 to 651 code for a protein of 216 amino acids. Lineage: Eukaryota; Metazoa; Mollusca; Bivalvia; Myida; Myidae. The transcript is spliced from 7 exons. The record is from RefSeq and is a predicted model, not a curated record.
AUGGCAGCAAGAUUCGCAGCUAGCGGCGGAAGGGUGGAGCCACAAAGGGGGGUUUAUACAGUACAGGUUGAGCAGGAGAACCAGUCCAGCUCACGGGCCAUGCGAAAAGAUACUUUCCUGGAUGAGGGUUGCUGUGACAACAGUCUGUUCCAUUCUUUUAUUGCCAUUAAUGAUGAAACGUUCACAUUCGAGGCUAAAGCCAUCACCGUUUAUGGAAUUAUACUGACGCUCUGCCGAUGGAUGUUCGGUUUAUGGGCUGUUGUUACCCUCCCAGCUUUAUGCUGCAUCAGCGGUAUCUACUGCAUCGUGAAGGCGGUGAAGGAGACUGCAUUCUGGAUUGUGGUCCUCUACGUCCACAAUAAACCGGUGAACCUAUCUGACAAGGGCUUCUUCAGAUAUCAUGUGUACCUGCUGACAGAUUUUCUAGUUUCUGUAGCCCUUUUUGGUAUUGGGACUGGUCUGGAAGCGGGUGUCGGUAUAAAGGAAUGCGAGUUCUUGGAUUCGCCAGUGUGGCGUCUGGCCGUGGCUUGGAUGUCAAUGGACGCCUUCAUACCACAUAUUGCCAUAGGGGUUCUUAUUAUCGUAUGCGUCAUAUUUGUGAAAUUUGAAGAGAAGACUGGAUUCUUUGAAUGUUUAUUGAACUUUUGUUAA